AUGAGUGAAUUUCCCACCGCCCCAUUCUCUGUAAUUAAAAAAUAUACACUUGAUUCCGAUAUAUACAAAGAUAAUAGAACAACAAUUGUUAAAGCUUUGGAAAGUAGUGGGGCCGGCCGACGGGAAAAGCAACUUGUUGCAAUCAAAAUUACUAAAGUCGACGAAAAAAAGAAAAAAGAAAAUGAAAGACAAGAAGCAUAUUCAAGAAUGAUGUGUCACACAGACAACCCUCAUGUCCUCCAUUAUAACACUUCGUUUUACACCAAAUUUAGAGGAGAACUUGAGUAUUGGAGCGUAAUGGAAUACUGUAGUUUCCAAAGUCUUGAUGUGUACUGGAAAAGCAAUCCGAGCAUUCAACAAGACGAGAAUUUAUUUUUCAUCAGUGACAUUGCUGUUGGUCUUGAGUACAUCACCGAGAAUUUACAUUACCAACACCUGCACUUAUACCCCUGUAAUGUCUUACUCAAUCGCGACCCGGCCUCUGUGUUUCCCAAAGCCAAACUUUCGAAUUUCGCGCUUUGUGAAUCGAUCGAUGGGACGUCCCCACAAGACCUUUCGUUGAUGGACAUCGACUACGCUGCACCGGAGUUUUUAGACUCUUACAGUCACAGUCGAAGUGAUGUAUGGUCCUUUGGCAUUUUAAUAUAUCGACUUCUUGUUGGUCGGUGUCCAUUCCAAUUACUUCAAAUGGACACAUUCAGCGCACUUCAAGCGCAAGUUGUUAUUAACGUUCGAAGUGCUGUGCAGAAUGACAUGGCUGCGGACUUAUUAGAGAGAAUGCUCAAAUACGACCCGGAUGACCGGAUUACGAUGGAAGAGGUCUUAAAGCACCCAUUCAUUUUGAUGUGCAAAAAUCACAAAUACGGACUUGAGGGGAAGAGAGAGAAUUAUAAGGCAGUUCAAAUGCUGGACCACGGUAACUUCGGACAAGUCUUUUUGGCGGAGACCGAAGACGGGACUAAAUACGCAGUCAAAGAAAUUUCAAACAAAUUUGAGUCACUCUUAAGAGAAGCAACGUGUAUGAGACUUUGCAAACACCCAAAUCUGGUUGAGUACAAAGACUUUUUCACGUGGAAUAAGUCAAUUGUGGCAGACUUUGUCGGAGGAAAUAAUGUCAUUGGGAAAUACUUCUAUUUGGUCAUGGAGUACUGCGACUUUGGCAAUUUGGAGUCGUAUUUAGUCCAAAAAGAGGCGCCAUUGUCCAACCAAGAAGUCUCUUAUUUUUUGGGAGAGGUGUCUGCAGGACUCCACUACUUACAUUUCAAUAAAAGAAUUGUCCACAGAGACUUGAAACCGGCAAAUCUACUCUUGAAAAAGUCCAACUUCAAAUUUCCAAUUGUUAAAAUAGCGGACUACGGAUUUUCUAGAGGACUCAACGAUAUGAUGGGGUCUGCAGUGGGGACACCUAUCUAUGAAGCUCCGGAAAUUAGAAAGAACUUGCCAUACUCUUCUAAGAGCGAUUUGUACUCUUUGGGCGUCAUUUUGUAUCGUAUGGCAACACUCGAAUUUCCUUUCACGGACGAUUACGUGCUCUUCCAAAACGCCAUGAUGAACGAACAACCCGUCAGCUUCUCAGAAGAAAUUGUAAUCGAUGAGGAUUUGAAGGAUCUUAUUAAACACUUAAUUACACAUCACGAGGUUGACAGAUUGUCGUGGAAACAAUUCUAUGAACAUAAUUAUGUCAUAAACGCACUGUCUAUGUCAAAACAAAUUAAACCCGUGGUCGAAGAAGACGACGAUUUUGAGUCGUUUUAA
This is a messenger RNA of Entamoeba invadens IP1, 1755 nucleotides long. Its product is annotated as serine/threonine protein kinase ppk11, putative. Gene Ontology annotation, molecular function: ATP binding; protein serine/threonine kinase activity. The transcript has 2 exons. Bases 1 to 1755 code for a protein of 584 amino acids. The record is from RefSeq and is a predicted model, not a curated record. Gene Ontology annotation, cellular component: autophagosome; cytoplasm. Gene Ontology annotation, biological process: peptidyl-serine phosphorylation; protein autophosphorylation; autophagy. NCBI's taxonomy places the organism in Eukaryota, Evosea, Mastigamoebida, Endamoebidae.